CUUAGUAAAAUGUUUUCAGUGCAUGCUCCAUAUGUGGUAUAUGAGAGGUGAGGUGAUAGAAAUAGCACAGCAGCUGUGUGUACCAUGCACAAUGUCUCUGUUGGGUUCAUUCUGCUGUAACACUAGCAGGGAAUUCUGUGUUCCUGGUUAGUAACCGACCCAUGUGCUAAACUGUGCAAUACUUCAGUUUUGCAAUAGCAGUAGAUUAAGUGCUCCAGACAGUAUGGCGGAUAAUCCUCUUAGAUUCCACUCAACAAAGGAGAUGUUUGAGAAAAUGGAAGAGUCGUUCAAAAUAUGUGCACAUUGUGAGAAACUUCCAUCGCAGAUCACAGGCACACUGAAGAGAUGUGUACGUUGUCUGAACGUGUAUUACUGCAGUAAGGACUGUCAGAAGAGAGAUUGGUCUCAGCAUAAACUCUACUGUAACAAACUGCGCAUGGCUGCCGUCGACAGACGCGUCGAAUGGCUCAUUUAUAAAGGAGAUCUUCCUUUCUCCACGGAGGCGUGGUCUCGCCCUGCUAAUAAAGUGAGGUGUUGGGACGACUGGCUGUCUAUGCAGGGCGAUCUGACACCCCGUCUGGAGCCCAUCCUGUCCGGCCAAAACAUGACAGAUCUCUGGACCAAUGCCUGCCGACCGCGGCCGGAGGAGGCGGAGCUUCGUGAGUCUGUGUGGCGUGUGUGCAGCGAGUUCCUCUCGCGGCCACUUACGAUCGGUAUGGGGCUGAAGAUGUUUAACUUAGAUCCGUAUUCUCUGCCACUCACCGUUCAUGUGGUUGGAGCCGGUCACAACGAGACCCUGGGAGCCAGAACGACAGACAUGGACGAGCUCAGCCGCAUGUUCCCGGGGCACCAGGGUCUGGAGGUGGUGAUGGUGGGGCCAGAGUUGGUGAAGGGGCCCAUCAUGAGGCCCCCACUGAGGGCUUUUGGACCCCGAGGAAGAGUGUACAUGAGUGCUUACAAGGGCCUCUAUCAUCAGUUCUGGGAGGAUGUUGUAGAGAAAGGAGAAGCAGCUAAACCAGAUCUGGUGGUUGGAUUUCACCCAGGGUUUGCUGGACAGGAGCUGAGUGAGGAUUGGUUGCCGACACUUCUGCUGCUUCGAGAUUACAACAUCCCGACUUUGUUCACCAUGAUCAAUGACACAGACAUGCAGAGUUCUCUGCGGAUGUUUUUAGAGUUGGAGAUGAAUGUGAAAGACACUGGCACAAACCCCUUCAGCUCUCUAAAACCUGAACAACUGCCCAAGAGCCCCCACAAAGCGCCCAUUUACGGCAACGGGCACUACAUUUCUUUCCACGGCCUGCUUGAGGCACAAGAGGAAGAAGAGCAGAACUAAUACUGGACAUCUGAUCGCAAACAAAUCAUGAGCUUGCUUAAAGCUUCGUUUCUCAACAUUUGGAAAAUCAUAACGUAUUUUCGAAAACGGCAAACAGAUCAGUGUGGAUGAUGCCUAAAAUAGCUAGUGACUUUAGAAAAGUCUUUGAAGUCAUAUUGAAAAGAUAGAUUUGAAGCAUGUCAUUAACAAGAGUUUGGAAAGGUGAAUAUGAUGUUGUGGAAUUAAAGCAUUUUUUACAUAUUUAUUAAAUAUAUUUUUGGUUUGUCCAGCUGCCUUUAGGCCUGUAGACUGAUGUCCUAAGCUCCAUUUUAACUUCCUCAAUGAUACAGUUUGUUUUAAGGUGUGAAAUAUGUAAAGCCAUGCAAAUAUACUGAUCAUAUCAUUGACGGGUGAGAUUAACUCCGCUCAGUAUAAAUUGACAUUAAAUGCAUAUGUUCAUGUUGUAGAUACAAUUCAGCCAUAACUAUAUUUCCUUUAUUUAAAAGUCCAUUAAACAAAAAUACUUUUAAUAGUAUAAUAGGCCAUAAGUUACACCUUAAUUUUAAUAAUCGCAAAAGCAAUACAUAUAAAAUAAGGAUGAAUGUGCAUUAAUAAUUAUUUUUUUAUGUUUUAUUGUCCACUUUUCGAAUUCUAAAUUGUUAUGCUGGAUAAAUAUUCAAGUCUUUUAUUUUUUACUAUAAAUCUCCACUAUCACUUUCACUUGCACGUUCUUCAUUUGUUCUUUGGUGAUUUGCAUUCUUCGUGCACAUCGCCACCUACUGGUCGGGGCUGGUCAAAGGUGGAAAUUCAUAGUAAAAAAAACAAAAAAGACCUAAACAUUGAUCUGUUUCUCACCCACAGCUAUCAUAUCACUUCUGAAGACAUGGAUUAAACCACUGGAUUCAUUUA
Xyrauchen texanus (razorback sucker) is the source of this 2221-nucleotide messenger RNA. It is a transcript of the gene mss51, whose product is annotated as MSS51 mitochondrial translational activator. NCBI's taxonomy places the organism in Eukaryota, Metazoa, Chordata, Actinopteri, Cypriniformes, Catostomidae. The record is from RefSeq and is a predicted model, not a curated record. The coding region runs from base 224 to 1333 and encodes 369 amino acids. The transcript has 6 exons.